Oppia nitens is the source of this 8240-nucleotide messenger RNA. It is a transcript of the gene DNApol-zeta, whose product is annotated as DNA polymerase zeta catalytic subunit-like. The coding region runs from base 205 to 8223 and encodes 2672 amino acids. Lineage: Eukaryota; Metazoa; Arthropoda; Arachnida; Sarcoptiformes; Oppiidae. The record is from RefSeq and is a predicted model, not a curated record. The transcript has 11 exons. Gene Ontology annotation, cellular component: zeta DNA polymerase complex; nucleus. Gene Ontology annotation, biological process: error-prone translesion synthesis; double-strand break repair via homologous recombination. Gene Ontology annotation, molecular function: DNA binding; nucleotide binding; DNA-directed DNA polymerase activity.
GCGGCAUUUUGGUUGACUUGGAUUGCAAUGCAAAUCGAUAUACAAUACAAAACAAGUACUCAAUUGUUUGGACAAUGUUUUCAAGCAAUGCCUCCAAAGCAUUGAUUUGAAGAUCUGUUUAACCAAUUGGUUGUUAUUAUCUGUUUGUGUCAAUGAUUAUCAUCGCAUUACUUCAUCAACUGCAUUGGUCACAUCACCGAUAAAAUGACGACAACUACCGAUGAAGACAGAGGUCACACUCUUCGUCUUCGUAUUGUUAAUGUUGAUCAUUAUCUGAGUGAACCGACUGUCCGUUUCGAUGAUGUUUACUCUCUAUUCAGAGAGACAGACAUCAAACGAGUGCCUGUUUUGCGUGUUUUCGGUACCACUGAUGAUGGUCGUAAAGCAUGUCUUCAUAUACACAAAGUGUAUCCAUAUUUGAGUGUCAAAUACGACGCCCGACGAGACAACUGCGGCAAUAAAAACGAUUACAUCAAACAAUUAGUGAAUUCAAUGGAGUCUAAUAUUUUCCCACAAAGAGUUCGCACCAGAAAUGUAGCUAAAGAUGUAAACAGUGAUCAACUCGUAUUUGAUGUACAAGAAGUGGAUUCAAUACCAUUUUAUGGUUACCACGAAAACUAUGAAAAGUUUUUGCGAAUUUAUUUCUACAAUCCRUUUAUGAUUCAAAAAGUUUCUGAACAACUACUCUCUGGAGAGAUAAUGGAUCGACAGAUACAACCACAUGAAGCGCACCUCAAUUACACACUUCAGUUUUUUAUUGACAAUAACUUGUAUGGUAUGAACUUUUUGGAAGCAAAACAUGUUAUAUUCCGUAAAACAGAAUCRCUUCCCGAAAAUGUUGAUUAUUCAGACAUUGAACCCAUGAGUUCGUGUCAGUUGGAGUGUGAUAUUGAUUACAGAGAUAUCAUUAAUAGAGAGACAAUGCUAGACAACCAACGAAUACCCGGCUUAGAAGCCAUUUGGAGGGAAGCAUUAAAUAACUGCAAAGAUUCACAAGAAUUGCUUAAUCUUAACGCCAAUCCAUCUCAAGAGAGAACUGAUAUUACAGUUAACGAAAGAGAAGCAAAGCUUAUUCAAGAAUUGUUUGAUGGUUUGGCAAAAUUGGAUAUAAAGCAAGAUUGCAGUCAAAAUAGUGGAUUAUCAUUGCAAUUGUCGUCAUUUAAUGAAGAUAUAAAUGAAAAUGAUUUCGCAGAUAUUGUUGUUAAUUGCAUCGAUGAUAAAAAUGAUGAUCUAAUAAAUAAACAAAUUAGUCGAAACACUAUUGAAGAUGUUAUAAAUGAUUCACAGAAAUCACAAAAGAUAAAACAAAAAUCGAUAGCAAAAAGAAAUAAGAGAAAGAGUGAACAGAACUCAUCCAGAAGACGGUUGGUUUAUAUYAGCUCUACUGAUGGCGAUACAGAUGUUAGCACUGAAAUUGAUGACACUAUCGAUGAGAUAUGUGAACCUAAACUCAGUUAUGUCGACGCCGGUACCCAAACCGACAUUAAGACUGAGUUCGAUAACUCUUUAGAUCCAUUCUUAAACUCGGAACAAGAAGUAGAAGAAGUAGUUUGUGAUUGUGAUUCUGAUGAGUGCUGUGAUCAAUGUUGUGAUCGCGGAUCAGAUCAAUGUGAAUGUGAUUGCGAAAGAUGUGAAUAUGAAAAAUGCAAACGUAUUCCACAAUUGGAUGGUAUGUUUGACUCGGAUUCGGGCUCUGCGUCUGACUUCAAACCGAAUUAUAAAGAAGACUCUGGAGAUGAUUCUGACUUUGAAAUGAGUUCAAAGAAGAAUUCUAAGAAAAAAGGAAAAAAGAGACCACAAACUAGUGGCAGAUCUAACAAACGUAAGAAGAAAUAUUCAAAUGCUUCGGAUUCAGACAAUGAKUUGCUUAAUGAAGUAUAUCGCGAAUCAAAGACUACACCAAAGCGUAGAGCAUCCUCUUCUAAAAGACAAGCAUCUCCUUCACCAUCCAUUGAUAAAGACGAUAACGAAGAUGCCUUUGAGUCGAGUUCGGGUCGAAAAGUAAAGCCCAGCAAAAAUUUAUCGUCACGUCUUUGGGAUCGAUUUAAACCAUCGACAGCUAAAAAAUCAGAGAACGAAACACUUCAUAUGUCGUUCUCUGAAUCAGAAGGAGAAGAGAAAAAUACAACUUUGACUUCAUUUUUAAGUGACUUUUCAGCGAAACCCAAACAGAACUCCAAAGCACAUGCGGAAGACGACAAUAGAUCUGAACGUUCUGUAACUCCAUAUUUGUCUAACGAGUCAGAGGAUGAAAAGCCACCGAAAACGAAAGCGGGACCUAAGUCGUCAAAAUCAGACUCAGUUUCAGCGAGACCGGGACCUAAGUCAUCAAAAUCAGGCUCAGUUUCAUCGAGACCGGGACCCAAGUCGAGUAAAAUAAGUGCAACCAAUUCAAAACCGGGUCCUAAAUCCAGUAAAGCCGGUCCAAAAUCAUCAAAACCUGGACCUAAGUCUAGUAAACGGAGAGAUUCACUAAUUUCUGAUAACGAAUCAGAUGUUGAAUCGGAUUUAUUCACGACAAGCACUAGUAGUCGAUCGCGAAGAAAUACAUCCAAAAGUGUUAAUUAUGACGACACCAUUGAAAGAACGACUUCUAUUUAUACUGAAGAACCUAAAUCUAAAACAAAAGCCACUUCUAAUAGAAGCAAAAGUUGUAAAUCAGCAAAAUCAGAGUUAGAUUCAGCACUUGAUUCCAUCACUUCAUAUGUAACUCCAUAUGAAUCGUCUUCAUAUACCACUGACUAUCUAUCAUCAGAUCUGGUUUGGAAAAUCAUUAACACUGAUAUCAUAUCAUAUGACGGCAAUUAUUAUGACAAAGAUGUAAUAGAAACGGUUGGUUUUGAACAGUUAGACAUCAAAUUUACUCCGGAUUACAUCGUCAAUCCAUAUCUAAGACGAUAUGAAGAAAAUGUUGAUUAUUGGAAGGAAAUGAAGAUAGAAGUCAAACACGAAAUAGAAAAUGGAAUUACAAACACAUCGACCAGAGGUGGCACCAAAAGUAAAGGUGCGCUCAAAGAAUUUUAUACUUUACCGCAAUUAAAUGAUUAUAAAACUGAAAGCAAAACUAAUGAAAAGACAGUUAAAAAAGUAGAGCCUAAGACUCCUAAGACUACUAUUUCUGAUAAAAAAUCAAACAAUAGUACCGUUAAGACGGAUCGAAUUGCGCGCCUACUAACUGAAGCCUCUUAUAUAGUCGAUAAGCCAUUAAGCAAAAGAGUUAGUCAACCAAAAGUGAUUCCAAGACUAAAGAUGAACGGACAUAAGAAACUAUCGUAUCUGAAGUCACUCUGUGAUGACUUUGAGGUUGAUGUUACUAAACUGCCCGAUCAUUAUCGCAAAAGUUAUGCCAAACAUAAGAUAAGUCCACUUUURUUUGAUAACAUCUAUUACAACGACUAUAGCGGACAUCUUUCUAAUGAAGAGAGUCAGGACACACAAGACGUACUCAUUGUUAUGAAAAAUCUUAUCAAUGAUGUCGUCUCUGUUUCACAAUGUGUUGAUAGUGUUGUCAGAGAUAUUGCAAAUGAAUUGGAACCGAAACCAAUGAUUGAUACUCAAGAAGAGGAAUUUUUCGAAGACAUGGAACCAUCUUAUGAGGAUAACGACGAUUGGAAUUAUGAUACAUAUAAUGAAGAACAAGAUGUGAUAGGUAUAGCUGUUGAUGAAAACGGAGAAGCAAUCGGUGCAGUCGAAAGAAAUGUUGAUCCUUUCAGUGAUACCCAAAAGAUAGAAGAGCCUAACAUUCAGGGAACUAACGAUUCAUUGAGUGAGAUAUUAAUGGAAACAUUUGGAAACAAUGAGAAUGAUGUGUCUUAUAAUGGAGAAGCAAAUACUACACAGAAUAAUGAACAAAAUAACGAGAAUUGUWUGAAAAUACAAGUGAAUGARUAUCAAGAAAUUGAAAAAUCAAUUGUMGACAAACCAACUUAUGGUGAAGAUAUCAAUGAAAAUAUAUGUCAAACCUUAGAUGAAUCAAAUGGUAUGUGUGAACAGUCUAAUUCUCCCAUAGAACAGGUUGAUGGCUAUUCCAAUAAUAAUAAUAGCAAUGAAUGUAUUGAACAAAACACUCCUCACUUUCAGUCAAAUCCAUGUGUAGAAGCAGAGGAAGAAGACAAUGAAGAAUCAGAUAAUGAAGAAGAUARCAAUGAAAUGAUUACAGAAAUGAAUUACCAAAAAGAGCAUCAAAUGACUGCUCCUAAUCCUCUGAGACAAUAUCGAAUACAUUCGACUACCGGUGCAUAUGCUAGUGAUGGUUACAAUUAUAGUGGUAAUCAAUCGCAACAAUUUCAACAAAAUCCACUUCAAAAUCCAAUUGUACCAACACUUCCAAUUCAGAACAACAAUUCAUCUACUUUUGUCAAUACCGGGAAUAUUUAUUCGGGUACUCAAAACUGGUCAAACAAUCAACAAUCGAUGCAAUCAAUGGGUGGCCAACAAUUGCAUUAUAAUAUGAGUUCACAGCCAACUCCUCAACCCGAUUGCGAGUUUGAUGUCGAUAACUACUCAUAUAUGCCAUACUAUUCAAACAAUUCAAAUAUUCCUCAAUUUGAUGGUAUUUUUGAUGACGACUCGUUUCAUUCGGAAGGAAAUAAAUUCAAUGAUAAGUAUAGUAUUGACGAUACACUCGAACAUCUGAGUCAAGGUUCAAGAAGUGAAGAAAUGUCAGAAACUGUCAACAAAAGUAUAUCGGAAAGAGUUAAGGAGGCAUUGCUUACGGGAGAUGACGGCCAUAAUGUGGCCAAAGAUAAUGAACGGUAUGGAUAUUAUAUUAAUGGAGUCGUUGUUAAAAUUCCUAAAUCACUUCCAGAGUCAUGUUUGCGACAAUUUGGUCGCGAAGUACUAACAGUGAAGCGUUCCGCUGGUCGUGAGUUUAAUGAAGAGGACGUCAAACAUUUCUUUCAAACACCAUUAAUCGGACACAAAAAACUCCAUUUUCUUCAAUCACUUUGCAAUAAAGAUAUUAGAAUUUGUUUAAAAAGACUUAAUUUUCAAGAUUUUAAUGAUAAACUAAAAAUUAAUUUUCCAUAUAAUUCACAAUUUGUUGUCACUUCAGAUAUUAUUUCAUCGAAACAAUUAUAUACAUUAAAAGAUAAUUUUUGUUCUCAAAAUAAACCAAAUGUUUUAAUUAAUAUUUCCCAAAGCAAUGCCUCCGAUCACUCUGAAUGUAGUGAAAGACCAGUUUCUGACAAAUCUAUCGAAAUGCCCGAUGAAAUACCUGAGAGUCCAUUAAAUGACAUUACAAACCAUGAAACAAAUGAUGAGAUCAGUCAAGAAAUCUCUAGUUUUCAUUUAGAUAAUACACUUUCACCAAAAAUAUUAAAAUCGUUAUCCAAUACACAACUUUCCAAUAAUACAAUAGACAAAGUUUCCACUCCUAUAACAGGCAUAUCAUCUAACUUUAAGAACCACUCGACUCCUGUUAACAGUCAAAAGUGUAAACCAUUUUCACAAACUUUGAAUGAGUCGACCAAAAAGUUUGAUUUUCAAUUAAGUAACGAAUCUCUCAAUACUUCAAAAUUGACACCAAAUAUAUCACAAAAAAGUCGUGCAAAAGCAAAGUCAGCUUUUUAUAGGAAUGAUUCAAUUAUUGAAGGGCCAACCCUUUCCAAUGAGUUUGCCUUUACUAGUGUUGAUGGUAUCUCAACUACGACUACCACUAACAAUGAUUGCGAUUAUCAGUAUUUAACGACAAUGAGUGUGGAGGUUCACGUAUCAACUCGUGCCAAACUUAGUCCUGAUCCACAAACCGAUCCAAUUGAAGCCAUAUUUUAUAGUAUUCUUUGUGAUCAACCAUCAGAUGAUAUAUCGCAAUCAAAAUACAUAACAGGAGUGAUAAUUGUUGAACCGGACAUCGAAAAACUUGAGUUUGAAAACGAUUCAUUUAGUCAAAUACGGACGAGUCGACGGCAGGCACCGCACACUAUAAGCGGUGGUCAAAAUCUAGUCGUAGAUCACGUGGACGAUGAAGUAGUUUUGUUGAUAAAGUUUGUCGAAAUUGUUAAACAAUGGGAUCCMGACAUUGUUGUCGGUUAUAAAGUAGACACACUUUCGUGGGGUUAUAUUCUUAAGAGAGCUAACGUUCUAAAUAUGUCUAUAAUGACAGCCCUUUCCCGUAUUAAUGACGAGACGAAUACAGAGAAUCAACAAAAUAUGAAUUUUUGUAGACUUUGUGGAAGAAUUACAUUGAAUUUGUGGAGAAUUAUAAGAAAAGAGGUUACACUGACUCAAUACAGUUACGAGAACGUGCACUUCCAUGUCCUCCACGAACGCAUCCCUGUCUUUAAUUUCGAGAAACUGACACAACUUUACACAAAUCGUCACAAUCACUACAACAGACGUCGAGUUAUUGAUUACUACCUCACCAGAGCAGUUGGAUCUCUUAGACUUUUAGAUAAAUUAAAUUUCAUUGAGAGGAACAGUGAAUUUGCCAGACUUUUUGGUAUACAAUUUCAAGAAGUUUACUACAGAGGAUCACAGUUUGGCACGGAGUCCAUUAUGUUGAGGUUUACAAAGAUGUUUGAUUAUAUAGCAGUGUCUCCCAGUACACGACAAGUGCACAGUCAGAAAGCAAUAGAGCACAUCCCUAUGGUUCUGGAGCCAUACUCUAAGUAUUAUAGCGAUCCAGUUGUUGUACUCGACUUUCAAAGCCUAUACCCAUCAAUGAUGAUUGCAUACAAUUACUGUUAUUCAACGUGUUUGGGUCGAGUCGAUCAACUGAUCCAAAACAACGAUACCUUUGAGUUCGGUUGUCUGAGUCUUGAAGUAAAAAAACAAUUGCUUUAUAAGUAUCGCAAUGAUAUACAUAUAUCACCCAAUGGUGCAGUAUUUCUCAAAAAAUACGUUCGCACAGGAAUUUUACCAAAAAUGUUAGAAGAAAUACUUGAUACCAGAGUUAUGGUUAAGAAUCAGAUAAAAGCAAAUAACAGAAAACAAUUGCCAAACAAAGCAUUACACAGAAAACUGGACGCCAGACAACAGUGUCUCAAAAAUAUGGCAAAUAUGACGUAUGGCUAUACGGGCGCCAGCUUUUCGGGUCGUAUGCCUUGUGUUGAUAUUGCCGAUGCUAUUGUAUCCAAAGCUCGUGAAACACUUGAAAGAGCUAUAAAUUUGGUUGAGAGUAGACCUGAUUGGGGAGGAAAGGUUGUCUAUGGAGACACAGAUAGCUUGUUUGUGCAUUUUCCUGGUUUGUCGAAAGAGGAGGCAUUUAAAAGGGGUCACGAGAUCGCCGAAGAGGUCUCGCAAUCAAAUCCAAAGCCCGUAAGACUAAAGUUUGAAAAAGUAUAUCUUCCGUGUGUUUUACAAACAAAGAAAAGAUACGUUGGUUUUAGCUAUGAAUCACCCGAACAAACAAUACCUAAAUUUGACGCAAAAGGUACUGAAACUGUAAGACGAGAUUCGUGUCCAGUAGUGGCGAAACUUUUAGAAAAAUCUUUACGGAUAUUGUUUCAAAAAAAUGAUUUAAACGAAGUGAAACAAUAUCUGUUUCGACAGUUCCAGAAAAUAUUGGACGGAAGGGUAGAUAUAUUGAAUGACUUUGUCUUUGCGAAAGAAUAUAAAGGAAUCGAGAAUUAUAGCGAUAAAUCACACGUGCCUUCGGUCGAGAUUACUAAACGCAAACUGGCAGCUGAUCCCAAUUGUGAGCCCAUGUUUAAGGAACGGGUGCCAUAUGUUGUCAUUUGUGGCGCUCCUAAUGAUUCACUUUAUAAGCUAUUUAAAGAACCGUUAGAACUGAUCAAUGAUCCAUCUCUUAGACUUAAUGCUCAGUAUUACAUUGAACGGGCAAUUAUACCGGCAUUGAGUCGGGUAUUUGAUCUAAUUGGACAUAACGUUGGCGAGUGGUAUCGGGAAAUGCCUAAACGUAUUCAUUAUAAUCGCUAUCAAUAUCUGUUGGGACGCCAAAAGUCGGCGUCGAAGACAACAAUAACACAUUUUUUCAAUACAACUCAAUGUAUUGUUUGCGACUCUAAUAGUAAAGGCAAAGACUUUUGCGAAGACUGUCAGCGAAAUCCUCACGAAUCGAUUCGUUCAGUGAAUAACAACAUCAGAAACAUUCAACUAAAUUAUAAACAAGUCGUUGAUAUUUGCAAACAAUGUACCGCUUCUAUGGGUACAGACAUCGACUGUCAGUCCAUUGAAUGUCCAAAUCUGUAUCGCUAUCAACAGUCAAAACUCAAUCUUAUGAAUGCUAACUAUUUGAGUGAAGUUUUGCAAAAGUAUUUUUGAUAAUUUAUAAUAUAUCA